AUGUCUGAAGCCGAUGGAAGAUUUUCUAAAGUCAAAAACAAAUCCAAAUUCAGCGAUAGAAACUCAAAAAAUCCGAAUUCAGGACAUUUCAAGCAUAAUACAUCUAAAACUGGAAGCCAAAAUGAAAAUAAAUCAAGUCAAAAAUCAAAUCCACCAAAGAAAAUGAAAUCUGUUUGGAUGGAAUCUUCUGAUUCGUCUUCAGAUGAUUUCGUAUUACCUAAAAAAGAUACAAAGCCCACAGAAACAACAGAUAUUCCCAAAAAUGUUCAUUAUUCAGAGAAUGUUAAAAAUAUUCCUGAGGUCGGCACAAGUGAAAAGUAUACUCCUUACCAACCUGAAAAUCAACAUCCAGAUCAGCAAAAUUCUAAAUUUGGUGAUUUAAUUCCACCAGCGCAAUACAAUCCUGAUAUUUAUCCACCAGCUCAACCGUAUAUGCCUUAUUACCCUCCUGCAAUGCCAAUAUCAAUGCCGCCACAAGAUGAUAUUCCACAAUGGUCGGAAUGGAGUACGGAUACAUUAGGACCUGAUUGGACUAUUAGAAUUGAUGAGUAUGCUGGGGAAACUGUUCCAAAACCCGCAUUUGGCAAGAAAAAUAUAUUUUAA
Messenger RNA from Trichomonas vaginalis G3, 603 nucleotides. RefSeq lists its product as uncharacterized. The transcript has a single exon. Lineage: Eukaryota; Parabasalia; Trichomonadida; Trichomonadidae. The record is from RefSeq and is a predicted model, not a curated record. Bases 1 to 603 code for a protein of 200 amino acids.